ACCGGGUGUUGACCGGCGGUACAGCAAUCACAGUCCUUUAUCUAAUCGAGACUAACAAGCAAUCUACCAUGAGAAUUCUACUCCCAUCCUUCCUCUGUUUUCAUGGAUUGCUCCAAAAUUUCCAUCACGAAUUUUACCGUCGUCUCCUCCUUGCUCUUCGCCGGAGGACUCAAGAAACCAAAGUUUUGGGAGGACGAGCUGGGGGAUAUACUGAAACAAGCGUCAACGCCGGACAAGACUGUGAUCAUUGCAGUGGUGAACAAAGCUUAUGUAGAACCAAGCGUGGACUCAAACACGACGAUGCUUGACCUCUUCUUGGAGAGUCUUCGAUUGGAAGAGGACACCGCUUCGCUGCAGAACCAUUUAUUGCUGGCGGCUGUCGAUCAAACGGCUUACAAUCGGUGCAAAGCCGAAAGGCUGCACUGUUAUAGGGUGGUGACGGACGUCGGUGUUGAUUACAGCGGAGAGGAGGUUUUCAUGUCCAACGAUUUUGUUAAGAUGAUGUGGAGAAGAACUCUAUUCCUUUCGAGGGUUCUCAAGUAUGGUUAUAACUUCAUCUACACGGUAUGAUAUUUUUUUUCUAUUAAAAUAGUUUAUACUGU
Rubroshorea leprosula is the source of this 602-nucleotide messenger RNA. NCBI's taxonomy places the organism in Eukaryota, Viridiplantae, Streptophyta, Magnoliopsida, Malvales, Dipterocarpaceae. The record is from the annotation of a GenBank genome assembly.